AGAUGUUGAUAGGAGAUUUACACAGAUGUUUGUAACAAGAGCAUUUGCAAUUAAAUACUUUAAUGGUGAUUGCUAAUAAAGUCUUCGUGACGUUUUGUGACGCAGUCGCCCGUCUACAAUUUUUGUAAACACGCUUGUCGAAUACACAAAUUCUAUACGAAUAGUUGAAUAGGCUAUUUAUUGCGGAAGUAAUGGCUUCCUAAAUUUUAAUUGCAGACAUUAUUUUAUUACGGAUAAUUAAAAUCAAAUAUGACGAUAUGUCUUGUUUUUCGCACGAAUCGGGCGCGCUAUGUUAAUAAUUGUGUCAUCCGGCGUAUUCCCUUCGAUAUUUAAUGCAGCGUCCUGUAAAAGCGCUACAAAGAACUAUCCUGAAAAAUAUUGUUUGUGUCUUAGAAAAUUUGUUUCUAUUUAUGAAUAACCCUGUAUUCAAUACAAUGAACCAGUGAAUUUAUGUUUUCAUUGAAUGAAAUGGACGGUAGAAUGAUGACUUUCGGUAGGUUUUAGUGGAUCUGAGAUAUUAGAAUUUAGUUAUUGUCAUGGAUGAUGCCGGCGGCACGAAUUCAGUGAAGAAUAAAAUGAAGGGUAAGCAAGAAGAGGAAGAGGAUUCCGAGGAGGAAGUCCUCGACAGUGAGGACGAUGACGAAACCAUCGCGAGAAUACAGCGGGCUCACUUCGCCCAGACAGCAGCUAUGAACGCUCGGAGGCGCGCUGCUCCUCGGCCCAGGCCGAUGAGCCACAAGAGGAAAAUGGAAGCUGUGAAAAACUUUCACGAUUUCACCAAGAAACUCAAAAAAGACACAGAGGAGGAAUUCGUAGUUGACCCUAAUGCAGUACAAGAGCUAAAUGAAGAAAAUGAGAGUUACAUUGACCCCGAGACUGGUGACAUAGUGGAGGCGAAAAGAGAGUCACAAAUAAGCCAAGCACCUCCUGUUGAACCUCCUACAUGUCCGGAGCCCGUUGUCAAACAAGAACCAGAACAAGUACAAGAGGAAGAACCUAAGACUCUUUCAAUAAGUGAUAUCAUUAAUGACGGUGACUUAGACAACAAGAAUGUGGAGAUCUCGGAAGUGGAAGAGAGUGAGUUGUGCCCAGAGAAGACAGCUGAGGAAUUGUUAGACAUUAAACAGGAAGAUAGUAGUCAAGACUUUGAUAUUACGGAGAAACUAAAAGAAAUGGGCGAGAUUAGUGUAAAGCCAAUUAAAAAGGAAGAUGACAGUGGGGAGUCUUCUAAGGAUGAGGAAAAGAAACAUGAAGGGGAUGACGAGAAGAAAUCUCUCAAUACAAAUGCUCUUAAUGUGCGGCGGAACAUCAGAGAAGUCAUGGAUGAGAAAAACCUGGAUGCCUCAACACUGGCUGCCCAGAGGCAGGAGUCGGAGAGAUUGGCCAGAGUUCAGGAACAACAAAGAAUCAUCAGAGAGGUACAAAGACAAAUAGCAAUUAAUAGACAAAACAAAAUUCACCAGAAAACAUUAUCAUUACUGCAAGGAGGGUCAUCAAUAUUAAAGAAAUCCCUUCCUGGGCAGAAGCUGAACUUGCCAAACACAGUUUUAGUAAAAUUACCAUCAGGUGAAACCAAAAAGACAGUAAAGGCAAGUCAGAUUGAAGUUACAAAGUUGCCAAAGCCCACAACAUCUGGCGCGCAAAAGCCUGGGAAACCUGAUCAGAAGGCUGACAAAAAAGAGGUUGUAGAAAUUGUUGAUAGCAGCAGUGGUGAGGAGUCUUCGUCUUCUUCAUCUGAUUCUGAUGAUUGCAUAAUGCUGUCAGAUUCAGAAGUGCCGCCUAGUCCUGAAGCCGAAGAGGAUCCUGGUAACUCAGGUCUCCAUGUCAAUGAUGCAUAUAACAUCCCAGACGAACAAGGCCGUGUAUUAAUCAAUAUUGGUCACCCAGAAAAUGAGGAGGACAUAUUCUUAGCGCCACAGAUCGCUAGGGUUAUUAAACCGCAUCAGAUUGGUGGCGUAAGAUUCCUGUUCGAUAAUAUAAUUGAAUCGGUUGAGAGAUUCUCGAAUUCGACAGGUUUCGGAUGUAUAUUAGCACAUUCUAUGGGCCUCGGCAAGACGUUACAAAUAGUAUGUUUCUGUGAUAUAUUCCUUCGGCACACGACAUCUAAGACUGUUUUGUGUAUCAUGCCAAUCAAUACACUGCAGAAUUGGGUGGCAGAAUUCAACAUGUGGUUGCCAGUGGACGCGAGCACCAGUCCUCUGUCGGCUCAUGGUGAAGUGCGACCGAGGAACUUCCCAAUCUACGUGCUCAAUGACAGUCACAAAACAUUACAAAUGCGAGCGAAAGUUGUCAAAGAUUGGACUACAUCGGGAGGAGUUCUUAUGAUAGGAUAUGAAUUAUACCGACUUCUAAGUAUGAAAAAAGAUAAGAAACCUCGUAAGAAAAAGAAAGCGGAUCUCAAGUUGGAGGCUGAGAGAGAAAAAGAGGAGAAAAAAGCAGAAGCAGCAAAUGAUGAUACACAGAUAUCUGAAGAUUCGAAACUAGAUAAAGAGGACGGAGACAGUCAAGCCAAGUUGGAUGACGAAAUAAAGAGGGAGGAGAAAAAAGAGGAUGUACCUAAUCCUAAUGAUGAAGACAAAAAGCUGUUAGAUGAAAUGUACGAGGCAUUGGUUAAGCCUGGUCCCGAUUUGGUAAUUUGUGACGAAGGUCAUCGCAUUAAGAACUCGCAUUCAAAUAUAUCAUAUGCUUUAAAGCAAAUGAGAACAAAACGGAGAGUUGUAUUGACUGGGUAUCCCCUACAAAAUAAUUUGCUGGAGUACUGGUGUAUGGUGGACUUCGUUCGUCCGAACUAUCUCGGUAGCAAAACUGAGUUUUGUAAUAUGUUUGAGAGGCCGAUACAGAAUGGACAGUGUAUAGACUCGACGCCCCAAGAUAUAAGGCUCAUGAGAUACAGAGCUCACGUAUUACAUUCACUUCUCGUCGGUUUCGUACAAAGGCGGUCGCACGCGGUUUUACAAUCAACGUUACCGCAAAAGGAAGAAUACGUUCUUCUAGUACGUAUGACGCCGUUACAACGAAAACUGUACGAUAGGUUUAUGAACGAAGUAGUCCGCUCUACAUCAGUGCCAAAUCCUUUGAAAGCUUUCGCGAUUUGUUGUAAGAUUUGGAAUCACCCUGAUGUUUUAUACAACUUCCUUAAAAAGCGUAGUGAAGUUAAUGCAGCUAUAGAGGAAGAUUUGGAUCUAGAGGAAAUAGGAGGAGUCACAAAAGCUGGCCGCGCGCGGAACAAUAAGGGACGUCAGACACGUGCAACUAAACCCCGCGGCGCAGCGAAAAAGCCAGCAGCAACCAUACCGCCUAAUACAACUACUGGUCCAAUGCCGCCUCGACCGGAUUCGAAUAUGUACGGCAACGCACCGUACCCACCUAAUACUCCAUACGGCCCGUCACAAAACAUGUUUAGACCAGACCAACCUUCUGGAUCUUAUCCACCUUAUCAUAAUUAUCAAAAUGCAGGACCUGGUUACUACCCGCCCAAUCAAGGGUACAACCAAAACUACGAGGGUAAUUACUACCAACAGCAACCUCCUUAUGGUAACAAUUAUCCCGGGCAAUUUCCCCAAAACAUGCCUCCGGAAGCAGGCCAAAGUUAUAACCAGAAUUAUUGGGGUAAUGGAAAUUACUAUGGUAAUAGUGGAUACUACAACAAUUCGCAGUAUCAGCAGAAUAACCAACCACCGCAACAAGAUUUUAGAGCGAAUCCGCCUCCAGAGUAUAAUAAUUCUCAGCAUUCGCAACAUUCACAGCAUUCGCAACAUUCGCAGCAUUACCCACCGAACUAUAAUGCGCCUCAAUCUGACCAGCCGUAUCCUGGCAACGCAAUGCAACCCUACUCAAAUAAUCAAGAAGGUUACACUGGUAAUCCACAAAGACCACCAUAUCCCGGCUAUCAUAAUCAGCCUGGUUAUUCAGAGUACAACGCGAACACGCCGAGCUCAAGCUCGUACCCUAAUACGCCAGGAUCUCAAGGCUACCCCAACCAACCUUAUCCUCCACCUUACUCAGCAAGCACUUCAUCGUUCGGUAGUAAUUCAUCGUCUUACAAUCAGUAUGAAAAUCAGCCUCCCAAUUAUCCAGGUUUUACCAACAAUAUGCCUCCCAACCAAGUCUCCAACACUAAUGUGCCAAAUCAACCUGCUAUUAAAAAUGAACCGAACCCGGUUCCUAGCGCGUACUCAUCUGCUGAAGUUAAGUCGGAACCGACUAUACCACCAUCGCAAAACCCCACUGCUGUGCCAUAUAAUAAUCCUGCUUAUGGAUAUCCACCUAAUACUUCCUCUUACCCUGAACAACAAGAAAGCACCUCAAAUAAUAACUUUCCAUGUUCUUUUCCUAAUUUCCCAUCACAUCUUGAAACUAAAACGCCUUUGGGCAGCGCUAGCUCUGGCAGCCCAGUAACAUCGUGGCCAAUCACUGAAAUCAAGACUGAACUCGAUAAACUCAAAGCCGAAGAGAAAACUGAGAUGAAAUCAGAAUCGGACGGAGAAGUCAAAAUAGAAGACUUGGAUACAAAGAAGAUUGUAAAAGAUGAAAAGAAAAUUAACAAAAACCAACCACUUACACUUAAAGAUCAAAAAUCAGAAUCAAAUAAGAAGAAAGAUAAAACAGAUGGUCAGAAAAGUGAUGGCUCUGAAUCCGAAGACGAGGCUCAGAAAGGUAAGGGCAAGAAGGGAAAAGGCAAGGAUAGUAAAAAGACGAAAAGUAAAAGUAAAGGAUCAAAAGCUAAAGGACGGAGUGAUAGGAAAUCGUCUAAAGAGAAAAACAACGAAGACUCGGAAUCGGAAGAGAGUGAAAAAGAAGAGAAAAUGAAUAGGGAAGAGGAACUAGCUAUGGUUAAGAAAGCAGAGGAAAUGACGUACGACUGGGCAGCUGAGUUACUAAAAGAUUACAUUCCUGGGAUUAUCGAAAAUUCAGCCAAAAUGGAAUUGUUCUUCUACAUAUUGAAUGAAAGUAUAAAGCUUGGAGAUAGAUUGCUACUAUUUAGUCAAAGUUUAUUUACCUUGAAUCUUAUCGAAGACUUUCUAGAAAAGAAUUACAUACCUGGUACUAAUUGCCUUUGGGAACGAAAUACGAACUACUAUCGUCUCGAUGGAUCAACACAUGCGUUGGAACGAGAAAAGCUUAUAAACGAGUUCAAUGCAAAUCCACACAUCUAUUUGUUCCUUGUGUCAACUCGGGCCGGGUCUCUCGGUAUCAACCUGGUUGGUGCAAACCGUGUCAUAGUGUUCGACGCCAGUUGGAACCCUUGCCACGACACGCAAGCUGUCUGUCGUGUUUAUAGGUAUGGACAAAGAAAACCUUGCUUCGUAUAUCGAUUUGUAAUGGAUUGUUGUUUGGAAAAGAAGAUUUACGAUCGUCAGAUCAAUAAACAAGGUAUGGCUGACCGCGUCGUCGACGAGUGUAAUCCCGACGCCGUACUCUCCAUGAAGGAAAUCACCAAUCUUUGUUUUGACAAUGAUGAAAAGGAAUCCGAGAUAAAAGAUCUUUCGGAACAUAAGGAUAAGUACAUAGAUGUGUUAAUGCAAGGAGUUAUAUCUCAACACGGGCGGAUGCUUAGCAAGGAACCUUUCCAACACGAGUCCUUGUUAGUCGAUAGAAAGGAGAAGAAGCUAUCUAGUGCUGAAAAGAGACUCGCUCAAAGAGGUUAUGAGCUGGAGAAGAAGGCGGCGCUGGCCCCGAAGCCGGCGGCGGCGUACCGCACGGUGCGCACGGCGGACGGCAGCCUCGUGCAGCGCCCCGUGGCCUCCGUGCGCCCCAUGCAGCACGGCGCGCGCUGGAUCCCCGCCGACGUGUGGCGCCGCCAGGGCAUGACUGCGCAGGAGAUGACGCUGCCGCUAGAUGUGGUGAUACCUACAAACUCAGCCGAGAAGACCAACAUAGUAUUGAAAGCAGGCCAGCGAGUAAUGGUCUUAAAAUCGCCGAAGGGUAUAUACAUGCAGCUAGAGUCUGGUAAAAUUAUCGCUAUCAAGACCUCUUUCAAAGGCCUUGGACAAAAAUCUGGGGAUAAUAAAGACAACAGUCCAAUAGGGAAAAAAGUUUUAGGUAGUCGAACGUCGGUAACAAAUAUACCAGGAUCGCUAAAGAAUAAUUCGGCCAUUACGAUCACAUCCAAAACGGGCCCUCGGCCCGGUUUCCAUAGAGUAAUAAGGCCUUCAAUGUUAGGUCAAAACAAGAUGUCCAGACCCCUGAUACCUGGACAGAAGAUUUCUGAUAUUAGAAAUCGAUUAGGAGAACUUAGAUCAUAUUCAGCUAUGCGGCCGAAAUCUCCUCUUCAAAAUAGAUUAUUACGACCGAGCCUACCUGGAUCAGUAAGUAUAACGAAAAUUCCGAGGGAUCCCAAAAAGUCUGAUACUGAUGGCAAUGAAUCUAGUUCUGCUAGUACUACUAAAUUGGAAACAAAUUCCGAGGAAGAUACUCAGGUGUUAGAUAGUGAUGAAGAAGAUGACAAAAAACAGCAGAAACCAAAACCAUCAAACGUUUUAGAACUAGAUGCGAGUAAAACUGAUACUCCUGAACCGCCUACUACUGCGGAAGCAGAAAAUCCUCCAAGCACAGGAAUGGAUAAAGAAUCGAAGUCUGAACCAGAACCCUUAGUCUUAACAACAGAUGAGAAAUUGCCCUCUGAGGAUGCUUUAGAAAAUAAGCCUACAGAAGACAAAUUUAUGGAGCAAUCAAGCAUACUAGAUAUGAACAGAUUUGAUUUAUCAGAGUCGAGCCGAUCUGCAGAGGCAGUCGAAAGAAAGAUAAACCCCUUAAAAAACUACAGGCAUCAACGACCGAGUGGCCGCGUAUCACUAGAAUCCAGUCUCAGUCAACUAGAAAGAACGGCUAGCGUAUUGAACAAAGAGGGAAUGCCGGACUUCCGUAAGAAUUUAGACGACAUAACUCAGUCGUACUCACCAACAGGCGAAGAAAGACCUGGCACUAAACCUAGAAAGCGACGGUCGCCUACGAAACCCGACGGCACACCGGAGCCGCAGCCCAUGUCCGUGCCCGGGGCGUCGCCCUCUGCUGGUCCUGCCCCCGGCUUGUCCCCCGGGCCCACAGCCGCGCCCAGCCUGGCGGGCCCCGCCACCCUGACGGGCCCCGCCAGCCUGGCCGGCCCGCCCGGCCCCGGCAUGUCGCACAGCGUGUCCAGCCUGCUGGGGCCCGCCUCGAUGCCGCGCCCGCGCAAGUCCGAGCCUGCGCUGCAGCCCGGCAUGCCCAGCACCAUAUCUCCUAGCAUGCCCUCCAGUAUGCCCAGCAGCAUGCCUCCCAGUAUGUCCGCCAACCCUAUGGACGCCUCUCUCGUGCACCCGCGCCUAAUGGGCCGGCCAGGACCUCACGAGCCCCCGCACGCGCAUUCUGGACAUAUGAAAUCAUCUCCCGGGAUGCCUCUCAGCAUGAGCCAUCCUGCCAUGAUGAGCGGUGGCACGGCGGUUCCCGCUGACAUUAGCAAGUCUAUGGCGCACGGGCAUAUGCCCGGCGGCCCUCCCGUGCCUCCCGGGCCGCCCGGACAAAUGUAUCCCACCGGAAAUGCACCGCCGGAGGGACCUUAUGCCCCUCAGUUUCCAGGCUACAACAUGGGCUACGGCGCGUACGGGGCGCCGUACUACGGCGGUUACGGCGGCGGCGGCUACUACGGGUACGGCGGCGGCGCGGGCGCGGUGCCGCCGUACGCGGGCGCGCCGCCGGCCCCCGCCUACGCGCCGGAGGGCUACCUGCCCCCCAACCCGCAGUGGUAG
Trichoplusia ni (cabbage looper) is the source of this 7724-nucleotide messenger RNA. RefSeq lists its product as uncharacterized. Gene Ontology annotation, molecular function: ATP hydrolysis activity; ATP binding; ATP-dependent chromatin remodeler activity. NCBI's taxonomy places the organism in Eukaryota, Metazoa, Arthropoda, Insecta, Lepidoptera, Noctuidae. The transcript is spliced from 23 exons. Bases 537 to 7724 code for a protein of 2395 amino acids. Gene Ontology annotation, cellular component: nucleus. The record is from RefSeq and is a predicted model, not a curated record.